AUGCCCAAAACGUCACUGAUCGUAUUGCCGAAGCCAGCAAUAGCUAUCAAUCCUAUAUCGUUACACUGCGCCCGCUCAGACCGGGACAACAGUUUUGUCAGUAUUAGUAAUAAUGUGAAUAAUUCUAUCGGAAGUCGUUCUCUAAAUGGUUUAAUACGUAACGAACAGUCUUGGGAAGAAGUGACCAUUGUAGUGCCAUGGGGCACUAUCCAAGGCAAAUGGUGGGGUAGUCGCAAUAAGCAACCGAUAUUGGCUUUAGACGGUUGGCAGGAUAAUUUUGGCACUUUUGAUCGUUUAUGUCCAUUGAUGCCCGCAGAAUUGCCCGUACUUUGUAUUGAUUUGCCAGCGCAAUGGAUGGCGACGCCGACAAUAUUCACCGUUUGAUCUACGCAGUAUGUUGAGCCGCCCGAAUCAGGGCCGUGAAGCGCUCACGCGUGGUGAUAAUAUAAUCAUAAUAAAUCAGUACUACUACGAAUAAUAAAAGUAAGUAAUGGUAUUAAUAAUAAUAAUAUUUAUGAUAUUUAUUUUGUGAUUAUUUUUAGGUACAAAGCAGACACCACUCUUAAAACACGUCUCAUGUCAAAUGAAAAAAAAAAUAAAUACUAAUUGUGAUUUUUAUAAAUAAAUAAAAAUUUCGUUCAACUUCAGUUUUUGUCGUUAUAAGAAAUUUUUUCUCUCAAAUAGCCCUCAAAAAUACAUAAAGGAAAUAGGUAAACUUUUUUGUAUCGGCAAGCAACCUCCCGUUUGCAAGCCAAGGAGCUUCAAGGUCUUGAUUGUUUUAUCCCAAAUAUAGAAGUUUAUAUAAUUAACCCUGGGAAAAAUAAGCCUGCAACCUUGCUUAUGUAAAUUUUAAUUUUUUCUUUCUUUGAAUGUAAUUUUUAC
Glossina fuscipes is the source of this 882-nucleotide messenger RNA. RefSeq lists its product as uncharacterized. Lineage: Eukaryota; Metazoa; Arthropoda; Insecta; Diptera; Glossinidae. The record is from RefSeq and is a predicted model, not a curated record. The transcript has 5 exons. Bases 1 to 384 code for a protein of 127 amino acids.